AUGGAAGAAAUAUCAUCGUUCAGGCCAGUGCGACCUGGCAAUGCAAAAGACUUUGAACAGUUUGCUGAUAUGUUGGAUGUAGUUGUUGUAAACAUGAGGGAUUCUGACAGGUUUGAGGAGUUAGGCAUUGACUGGGAUGAUGUGCUCGAUCAUGAUGUGAAAAAUGAAGCAUCACAGUGGCUCACAGAGAGAAAUCAGAUGGCUAGUAGACGAGGGUUACCCAAAGAAAUUCUUUCAGAUAAUGGCACAAAUUUCAUUGGCGCUGCAAAUGAACUGAAACAGCUUGUUGCUCAACUGGAUACAGACAAAGUGAAGACAUCAUUGGCUAAUAGAGGGGUGAUCUGGAAGUUAAAUCCUCCUCAUGCUCCAAACUUCGGUGGAGUGUUUGAGUCAAUGAUUAAGGCUGCCAAGCGAGCAAUAUAUGCCAUUCUGGGAUCUGGAGAUAUAACAGAUGAGGAGCUGGUGACAGCGUUUUCCGAUGAAGAGGUGGAGAAGAGUACAGGAACUUGUGCGUCAUGUCUGGAGGCGCUGGAUGAAGGAGUGGUUGCCAUCAUUACAGACAAGAAGGAAAUGGUUUUCACCCAGCCGUGA
Molecule: messenger RNA, 591 nt
Organism: Haliotis rubra (blacklip abalone)
Lineage: Eukaryota; Metazoa; Mollusca; Gastropoda; Lepetellida; Haliotidae
Exons: 4
Coding region: 1-591 (196 amino acids)
Molecular function (GO): nucleic acid binding
Source: RefSeq, a predicted model, not a curated record